CCAAGGUGGUCACAGAACCGUCAAACACACCAAGCAGGGUGUGUGUGCGUCAGGCAGCAGUGACCUCAACCAGCAGAAAAAGGCACAAGUUACUGAAAAGGAGGCCACAGAGGAAACACUGCUGGCGUACGAUAGCCGAGCCGCUAGCUCUACUGAAGACCACAACAGUCAGAGCCGCCAGGAGGUGACAAGAGCUCAGCCAGGAGGCACCAGACAAAAUGUUUAUCAAAAAUGACAACCUCCAAAAGCCCCGGCGCCACCUUGAGUUCUUUCUGCCGAGUCGGCCCUACAGGGGGGAGCCGCCGACAGUGGCAGGAUUUCUCCUCUACCCGGACGCUCCCGCUAAGAUGGAGACCACAUCACGAGAAGCGUUCUGCUUGAAACAACUCUCACAACGAGACAGAGGCAAAGGAGACCUGCAUGUCAACCCGAACACACGGCAGGAAUUCCAUCUGUGUCCUCCCACAUCCUCACGGAAAGCAGGAAGAGGAAACGGCAGCAAGGACUGUGAACCGGGGGAGGACGAGCAAGAAGGCAACAACGACCGGACAAAAGAACAAGACGCGGAAGAGAUGCAGUCUCAGUAUCAGAAGGAUUUUCCUCCUCCGUCCUGCUGCCGCGGGAGGAGAACACCAGCCCCCCCGCAGGCAGACAACAUCGGCAUCAACCCGGCCUUCAGGAUCGACUUCAGCACAGUGCAAAGAGAGACUUUCCCUGGUUGGCCCGCCGUGAAUCCCAGUUGUGCUGCGCGGCUGAGGAGGCUUCAUCCAGACAAUCAAAAAAGGAAUAAAUAAAUGUCAAACGUG
Molecule: messenger RNA, 806 nt
Organism: Pseudoliparis swirei
Lineage: Eukaryota; Metazoa; Chordata; Actinopteri; Perciformes; Liparidae
Exons: 6
Coding region: 219-794 (191 amino acids)
Source: RefSeq, a predicted model, not a curated record